Molecule: messenger RNA, 3163 nt
Organism: Brassica napus (rape)
Lineage: Eukaryota; Viridiplantae; Streptophyta; Magnoliopsida; Brassicales; Brassicaceae
Product: vascular-related unknown protein 2
Exons: 2
Coding region: 2398-2826 (142 amino acids)
Biological process (GO): multidimensional cell growth; xylem development
Source: RefSeq, a predicted model, not a curated record
UGAGAAACUGAAAUGUUAGUUUGAUCUACGAACUAGAAGACACAAGAUGUCAUGUGUGUAAAAUAAAUUUCACAAUUAAAUAUGAUAUUAGGAGACGGCAUAGUACUUGGUUCUUACUUCUUGAAAUAAAUAAAUAUGGUCAAUGACUAAGACAUGUAAUUCGUGGGGAAGUGUUAACAAAGAUUCAACGAGAAUGUGAUUUUAUAACGUGGUAAGCAGGCGAAAAUAGUCUGGUCCAUACUUAGGCAUUGAUUUUUAAAACACAAAGAUAAUAGUGGGGUUAACGCCAAAUUAACGAAAAGCGACAUAUGUACUUAAUCCAUUGUUUAAAACUUUGAAUACAUAAUUUGGUCCACACUACUUGAAUCUUUUGAGUCCGGCAGAACAUAUUUUGAUAAUAUUUAAAAUAUUUUUCGGGUUAAACAGCAUAGUUUGAUGUAAACACCCAUUUGGAUUGGGUUGUCAAUAUCACUUUCAAGAAAUAUAAAAAUGAAAUGUAUAACUUUUGUUUCUGACGCAUAAAAUGAAUGACGCUAAGAGGAUGCGUAAUCAGUUUAAGGUGUCAAAAACCUGAUCUACAUUGGAUUUCGUCAUAGUGAAAAGGGUUGGUUAAUAUUGGUUGCCACUAGAGAAUAUUCGUAAGUACUUAUUGUGUGGUAGUUAUCAUAGGAAUAUUCCUUUUUAAUCAACUUAUCAUAUACAUGAAACAAGUUUUGAUCAGUUAAAGAUUAUUCUGAAAAUAACUUUACUCGACCAUGUUUUAUUUACAUAGAAAAUACUAUAUUUCUGGUUCUAACAUCUUUUUCUAAUGAAUCUGCACGGUCAUUCAUUUCUAAACUUUUAUAGAUAUGUAUUAAACUCAAAAUUUCAGAACUAUUCUGCAAAAAAAAAAAAAAAAAAUCUGAGAUAAAAACUGGCUAGUCGAACGGGUUAAUAACUUUAGAUAUAACUUGAUUUUUAAUUAAAAUUAAAAAUUAUUUAUCUCACCUAAAAUCAUCUACAAUUCAAUUUAAACUCUCUCAAGUAUUGGAUUGAAUACAUCUUCUAUAAAAUAUGAUAUAUGCUUAAUGUAUGGUUGACAUAUAGCAUAAGAACACACCAAUGAAAUUAACAAUAAGUUAAUGAUUUAAUUAUAUAGUUAUAAUUAUAAUAUUAGUGGAUUUUAAAUAUAAAAUGAAUUCUACUUGUUAUGAUAAUAAAACAAGUUCUAAUGUUAAAUUUUCAGAGUAUAUGAAUAAAUAGUAUUAUAUAUCGAACCAUCGAUGUUCUAUAUAUAGAAAUUUAUUUAAGUAGGAAAGAUGAUAUCUACUUUGAACAUGAUGUUUCAGGUGUUGUUAGUCAUGGUUUUUUAGGGAUUUUUACCAUUGGUUUGAACAUGUUAUCUAUUUUAAAUUCCUCAGAUAAUCUCAAUCUCAAUGAGUGAAUCUUAUGGGUUAAUUAAUUAUGUCACGGCUUAGUAUAUACAUUUAUAAUUGAAAUUAUUCAUAUUGUGUUUUUAUUCUUUAAAAAAAGAUAUGUUAUAAUGAUGCUAAUAAAAUAUAACCCGAGUGGCGUUUAGAUUUAGCAAACUCAUUUAGAGACCAACGAGAGUUGUCAAACGUGCACAAUCACAUUAUCCACUAACCCACGAGAAGGUCCACCACUUUCCCUCCUUUUAUUGUUCUUGCAUAUCAAGAAACCAAACUAGUCGACCUAUAUAUAUAAUUUAUAAAUAUUUAAGAUAUGUAAUUUUUUUCCUUUUUUGCAUUUAGAUUUAUAUGCUAACAUAGUAUAUCUAUAACAUUUACACUAAAAACAUAGUAUAUCUAUUUAUUUAUUCUUAAACAUGGUAUAUCUAUUUAAACAAAACUAUAUAUAUCUUAUCACUUUCCUUAGAUUAUUACAAAAUGUAAAUGUAAACAAAAAUAUUAAAAUUCUUUAAAUUGUAUUUGUUUUUCGUUUGUAGAAAAUACUUGACAAAGGAAUGCUCUUAAACUUUAUCAACUGUGAAACAUAAUAUUUCACAUUUAGCAACGUAAAGAAAAAUAUUUCACAUAUAAAAGCAGGCAGACAUUUCUAAGAUCCAACAUCUCUUUACCUCAGGUAGAUGGCGUUCUGAAUCUUUCGAUCCAUUUUGUCUCCUAAUUGAAAAAGGUACAUAUAAUGUGAUAUGUCUAAGAACCGACACUAGUCAGUAUAAAGACAAUUAAUAUUACAAUUAAAACUAAAUAUAAGAAUUAAAAUAAAAACAAAAAAAAAGGAGAUAGGGACUAAAAUGAGCCACACCUACAACUUCCAUGAUCUUCUUCUCUCUAUCUUUGACUAUAUAAACGAGAGCAUAUCUUAUAACAAAAUCGUUUGCCAACAAACGUCUCAACUUACAUACACAUCUUCCUUUUGCAUACCCCCAACACUUCAAUGGAGAACUCCGUAAACAACAGCUUGAAACGAGUGAGAAUGAUACACGAAGAUGAAGAUCAAAAAGAAGAGAGUAGUUGGAUAAUCUACUUUGGAGACAUUGAUCAUGAAGAAGGCAGAGAAGAAACGAUUCAUUACUACGAUAGUGACUCUUCCAUGAUCUCCGACGCUGCUUCACCUGUUCACAUCACAAAGACUAAUAAUGUUGUUGGAAGAAAGGAUUAUAGCAUUACUAAAAACCCUAAAAAGAGACGAAUCAUUCAUCAACACAAAGAAGAAGAAAAACAAAAAAGAGAGGAGGAAGAAGAAGACACAGCCUCUUCUCCUUCUAAUAAAACCAAGGGUUUAAGUGUGUUGGAUGGUGCGGAGUAUAAGGCAAAACAUGGAAAAUCCGUGGACAAUGUUACAUCCGAGGUAAUAUUUCUAUGAGAAGCAGUUUGUUGCAUGCAAAAAGUAAAUUGAGGUUAAUAUUUCCAUUUUAACCUAAACUUGAUUUUUGCCUAACAAUAAAUGUUUAUCACGUGGGAACUAUAGGAGAGAGGAUGCUUAACAGACACAGUAUCAAAGAUAAAUGAAGAAUUCUUCUUAGCAGAAUUGAAGAAGAGAGGACUUUGUGUAGUUCCUUUAUCAAUGUUAUCCAACUUUAUUGGUUGAUGAUUCUUUUCAAACACAAGUUUUUAACUGUGAUUAUUAUUUUUAAUGUUCUGUUUCUUUGAUGUAAAAUCUUUACUAUUAUUGCAAAUUAAUGUACAGAAAAUCCAAAUCA